Messenger RNA from Lycium ferocissimum, 2435 nucleotides. Its product is annotated as BTB/POZ domain-containing protein At5g03250-like. Gene Ontology annotation, molecular function: protein binding. Lineage: Eukaryota; Viridiplantae; Streptophyta; Magnoliopsida; Solanales; Solanaceae. The transcript has 4 exons. Bases 368 to 2194 code for a protein of 608 amino acids. The record is from RefSeq and is a predicted model, not a curated record.
GUAUAUUAAUUGGCCGAAGGAUAUAUUUACGUGAGUUUCCUACUAAAAAUGACUAAUUUUGCCGCCACUAGUGUAGACUGAAUCCACACCGAUCGAGUAAUACGGGGAAAGAGAGGACAGUUGUAACUGAUUUUUUUCCCUUUAGACUCGGUACUCACUUAAAACUUCACUGUGGUAAAAAAAAAAAAAAAAAAAAAAUGAGGAUAAAACUUCACUACUGCUACUUGCAAACCUACACCAAAUACUCUAAUUCCCGUCUCCUUAUUUAUACAUAAUUUUUCCUAUAUUUUUAUGUUAGUUUUAUGCAACUAAAGUAGUCUACAUGUCACUUCAUUAGUGUAAUUACUUUCCUAAGAGAGAUAAAUUAAUGGCUCUUCUAAAGCUGGGUUCUAAGUCCGAAGCCUUCUGCUGUGAAGGCCAGGCAUGGCGUUGUAAGUCAGGACUUCCAAGUGACAUUACAAUUGAAAUUGGAGAAAUGUCCUUUUAUCUACACAAGUUUCCUUUGCUUUCAAGGAGUGGACUACUAGAAAAGCUCAUGAGUGAAUCAACAAAAGAGGAUGGAUCAGUAUGCAUUCUUCAGCUUAGUGACAUACCUGGUGGAGCUAAAGCAUUUGAACUAGUAGCCAAAUUCUGUUAUGGUGUUAGAUUUGAACUUACUCCUCUUAAUGUAGUGACCCUUAGAUGUGCAUCUGAGUAUUUACAAAUGACAAAUGAAUAUGGUGAAGGAAAUCUGGUAUCCCAAACCGAGGCUUUUCUCAACGAAGUUUUCGCGAAUUGGACAGACACAAUAAAAGCAUUAGAAACUUGUGAAGAAGUAUUGUCAUAUGCUGAAGAGCUUCACAUUGUGUCGCGUUGCAUAAAGUCAUUAGCGAUGAAAGCUUGUAGCGAUUCAAAAUUACUUAAUUGGCCUGUUAUGGAGAAUGGUAAUGAUAACACAACGGGUGCUGAUGUAUGGAACGGUAUAAGCACUGGAAUGAAUAAGUCACAACCGAUGACUGAUGAUUGGUGGUACGAAGAUGUGUCGUUCCUCAGCUUACCUUUAUACAAACGUUUGAUUCAGGCCGUUGAAGCUGGAGGCAUGAGGCCUGAGAAUAUAUCGGGUGCACUCGUGUUUUAUGCAAAGAAAUAUGUUCCUUUAAUGAAUAGGCAAUCGAGUUUCAAGGACGUUACUCACGCUAAAUCAGGUUCAACUCCGUCUGAGGCAGAUCAAAGGGUGCUUUUAGAAGAGAUCGUCGAGUUGUUACCAAAACAAAAAGGUGUAACCGAGACUAGAUUUCUCCUCAGGCUGCUACGUACCGCCAUGAUGUUGCAGGCUAGUCCAGCCUGUCGAGUAAAUUUGGAGGGAAGAGUCGGGUUGCAGUUGGACCAGGCGACACUUGAUGAUCUGUUGAUACCGAAUAUUGGCUACACGGUUGAAACUUUAUAUGAUAUCGACUGUUUUCAGCGUAUUCUUGAUCAUUUCUUGUUAAUAGAUCAGGCUUCAGCAGCAGUAUCGCCAUGUAUUAUGGAAGAGAGUCAAUUGAUGGAAAGUAGUCAGUCUUUGGCUUCAAUAACAAGAGUGGCAAAUCUCGUGGAUUCGUAUCUUGCUGAGGUCGCGCCUGAUGUUAAUUUCAAGUUUCCGAAAUUUCAGUCUCUUGCUGCUGCAGUCCCAGAAUAUGCUAGGCCAAUUUCCGAUGGUAUCUAUCGUGCAAUCGAUAUAUAUUUGAAGGCACAUCCUUGGCUGACAGACAUUGAAAGAGAGCAAAUCUGCAGACUAAUGAAUUGCCAGAAGCUGUCGUUAGAGGCGAGCACACAUGCUGCUCAAAACGAGAGGCUGCCCCUAAGGGUCAUUGUUCAAGUCUUGUUUUUUGAACAGCUUCGACUACGUACAUCAAUUUCCGGAUGGUUCUUUGUGUCGGAAAAUCUUGAAAACUCGCAAAAUCUUAGCGGAGCAAUUGGACAACACACGGACAAUGUUGCAAGGGGCAGGGGAUCGAGCGUUGAGGACAUGAGGGAACGUGUCUCCGAGCUUGAAAAGGAGUGUAACAACAUGAAGGAGGAGUUCCAAAAGAUGGUGAAAACAAAGAGAAGGUGGAAUAUAUUUUGCAGGAGAAAAUCUCAGUCUAACUCGAAAUCGGGAAAGCCUAUUGAAGGUGCAACAUGUCAAACUGUCUCAAAAAUUGCAACAUGUCAAACUGUUCCAAAAAUUAACUAAGACUAGUAAGUGUUAUGGAGUUUCUGAAAAUGAAUGAAAUGUAGUUGUUUGGUCAAUUACAUAGCCAGUUUUGAAUCUUUUUGUUCUAAUAUUAGUCCAAAGGCAGUGCUCCUAUAAGAAAUUUUGACCCCAUAUGACUACUUUCACUAAAGAUAAGGUGAAUAUGAGGGGAGGGAAGUGAAAAUUUCUUUAUGUUUUCUUGAAUAUCGUAACUAAUGAGAUCAAGUUACAGGAAAUAGAA